Ilyonectria robusta is the source of this 1111-nucleotide messenger RNA. RefSeq names its product HSP40/DnaJ peptide-binding protein. Gene Ontology annotation, cellular component: cytosol. The record is from RefSeq and is a predicted model, not a curated record. Gene Ontology annotation, molecular function: protein-folding chaperone binding. The transcript has 2 exons. Gene Ontology annotation, biological process: translational initiation. Bases 264 to 1070 code for a protein of 268 amino acids. NCBI's taxonomy places the organism in Eukaryota, Fungi, Ascomycota, Sordariomycetes, Hypocreales, Nectriaceae.
GCACCACCACUCACUCUGCCUUUCAUCUGAGCGAACUUUGCUAACCACUUUACCUCUGUAGGAAAGCUGCCUUGAAGUGGCACCCUGACAAGAACAAGGACAACCCGGAUGCCGCCGAGAAGUUCAAAGAGGCCUCACAAGCCUACGAAAUCCUAUCCGACCCCGAGAAGCGCAAGACCUAUGAUCAAUAUGGACUCGAGUUCCUCCUCCGUGGCGGCGGGCCACCCCCUCCCGACAGUGCUGGUGGCAACCCCUUCGGAGGGAUGCCAGGCGGCUUCAAUUCAUUCAACUUCGAGGGCGGCGAACCCGGUGGCGGUGCCCGAACCUUCCACUUUAGCACUGGUGGUGGAGGUCCCAACGGAUUCAAUUUCAACAACCCAGAGGAUAUCUUUUCAUCGUUUAUGCGCUCCCAAGGCGGCGACGAAGAGAUCCCCGGCAUGUUCUCGUCCUAUGCUGGCGGUGGUCCCCGCGGCAGUCGAAGUUCGAGGAUGAGAUCAUCUGGUAUGGGUGAACCACGGAAUCGAGACUCAACACCGGAGAUUUCUACGGUUGAGCGACCACUGCCACUGACUCUCGAGGAGCUUUACAAUGGCGUCACAAAGAAGAUGAAGAUCAAGCGCAAGACAUACGACGAAUCAGGCAAGCGUGUGCAGACCGAUCAAAUCCUCGAGGUGCCCAUCAAGCCAGGCUUGAAGAAGGGCUCAAAGAUCAAGUUCAAUGGAGUGGGCGAUCAGGUGGAAGGUGGUCGCCAAGAUCUCCAUUUUAUCGUCGAAGAGAAAGAACACCCUCUGUACAGGCGCCAAGACAACGAUCUCGUCCACACAAUCACAUUGGAGCUUAAAGAGGCUCUAACGGGAUGGAGACGGACAGUGACGACGAUUGACGGUCGACAACUCAACUUGGACAAGGCUGGACCGACCCAACCCAACGGCGAGGAGCGCUUCCCCGGGCUGGGAAUGCCCAUCUCUAAGAAGCCUGGCACACGGGGCGACUUUGUGGUCAACUACAGGAUCACCUUUCCGUCGACAUUGACGGCAAUUCAGAAGCAGAAAUUGAGAGAGAUUCUGUAAAUCUCUCAACGCGAAGACCAGGGGAGCUGGACCGAGUCCCG